AAGCGUGCCGUGGAGCUUGGUAACGUGGACGCGAUGGUAUUUCUUGGGGAAUUUUACGAGCAUGGAAGUGGCGUCAAGCUGGACAAGAAAAAGGCGGAGCGGCUGUAUCGCGCGGCCGCAGACCGGGGCGACGCGCUCGCGCAAAACAAUGUGGCGUUUUUACUUGUUUCUGAGAAGAAAUUUGAAGAGGCGUUCCGGUGCUUCGCGCUCGCGGCGGAUCAAGGCUUUACCCUUGGAGAGCUCAACCUUGGCAUUUGCUACAGGGACGGAGACGGCACGGAAGUCGACCUCGGCAAAGCCAGAUACUGGCUCGAGCGCGCCGCUGCCAAGGGCGACGAGAGUGCUAUAAAAGAGCUCGCGGUCCUCGACGCGCGACUUGGAAGUGGCGUCAAGCUGGACAAGAAGAAGGCGGAGCGGCUGUUUCGCAUGGCCGCGGAUCGGGGCGACGCGUACGGACAAACCAGUUUAGGGUGUUUACUUUACUCUGAGAAGAGAUUUGAAGAAGCGUUCCGGUACUACGCGCUCGGGGCGGAUCAAGGCUUCACCAAUGGAGAGUAUAACCUUGGCGUUUGUUACAUGCGCGGAGACGGCACGGAAGUCGACCUCGGCAAAGCCAGAUACUGGUUCGAGCGCGCCGCUGCCAAGGGCGAUGAGAGUGCGAGGAAGAACCUC
Messenger RNA from Aureococcus anophagefferens, 672 nucleotides. RefSeq lists its product as hypothetical. Gene Ontology annotation, molecular function: protein binding. The record is from RefSeq and is a predicted model, not a curated record. The transcript has 2 exons. Lineage: Eukaryota; Pelagophyceae; Pelagomonadales; Pelagomonadaceae. The annotation marks the transcript as partial.